AUGUCCCCUCCUGCAUCGGCCGCCACCGCCAGCGAGAGCAGCGCGACCACCGUUUUCGAGGAAGACGCCCGAGAAGAGCAAAGGCCUCUGAAGCAGUCUUUGAGCAAGUCUCUGUGCCGGGAGAGCUUUUGGAAAUGCCUGCUGCUCUCCGUCCUGAUGUACGGCUGCAUGGGAGCCAUGGUGUGGUGUCAUGUCACCAAGGUGACCCGCCUCACCUUUGACAGUGCCUUCAAAGGGAAAUCCAUGAUGUACCACGACAGCCCCUGCUCCGAUGGCUAUAUUUACAUCCCUCUGGCCCUGCUGGGGAUGCUGUAUGUGGUCUACCUGGUGGAGUGCUGGCACUGUCACGUUAAGAACGAGCUGCAGCACAAAGUGGACGUGGAGGGGAUCUACGAACGCAUUCAGAGGAUGCAGCAAGCCAAACCUUGCAUCUGGUGGAAGGCCAUCAGCUAUCACUACGUCCGCCGGACUCGUCAGGUCACGCGCUACCGCAAUGGCGACGCUUACACCAGCACCCAGGUUUACCACGAACGUGUCAACACCCAUGUGGCGGAGGCUGAGUUUGACUACAGCCACUGCGGGGUGAAGGACGUGUCGAAGCAGCUACUCGGCCUGGAGAAAUCCGCCCUCACAAAGCUAAGGUUCACCAAAUGCUUCAGCUUCGCCAACGUCGAGUCUGAGAACUCCUACCUGACCCAGCGGGCGAGAUUCUUCACCGACAACGAGGGUCUUGACGACUACAUGGAGGCGCGGGAGGGCAUGCACCUGAAAAACAUUGACCUCAAGGAGUAUGUCAUGGUGCUGUCUGACCCGGAGCACCACCCCUGGUAUCUGUCUCACUACGUCUUUUGGCUGGCCUCGUUCCUCACGUUCUCCUGGCCUCUGAGAGUCUUCACAGAGUACCGCACGGCCUACGUCCACUACCGGGUCGAGAAGCUCUUUGGGCCCGAUUACCUCCCGGUGACCCCUUGCGACGACCGGCCGUACUCCCGUCGUAUCCCCCGUGUCAACACCAUCGACAGCACCGAGCUGGAAUGGCACAUUCGCUCCAACCAGCAGCUGGUGCCCAGCUACUCAGAGGCUGGCCUUAUGGACCUGGCCCAGUGCCCCGGGAGCUUCGGCGGCUACCGUCAGAACUGCGAGCGCUGCCACCGGGCCAUCAGUUGCUCCUCAGUUUUCUCCAGGAGCGCCCUCAGCAUCUGUACCGGCGCCAGCUCCCGAAUACCCUUCAGCGGCAGCCGUUUCUCCCUGGCGCGGCGCUACGGCUCCCAGCGCAGCUGCUUCUGGAGGAGUGGCAGCCUGGAUGACCAGGAGAGCCCCAGCGAGAACACCCGCUGCUUGUCGGAGCGCCUGACCACAGACGAUGAGGACCCUCCGGACUACCAGGAUGCCCUCUGCUUCCCGGUGCUCAUUGUCCACUGCAGCGAGAAUUGCCACAACCACAGGUCCUUUCACAGAAACGGCUCCUGCGUGGAGACUUCCUUAUGA
Lampris incognitus (smalleye Pacific opah) is the source of this 1488-nucleotide messenger RNA. RefSeq names its product transmembrane protein 151B-like. The record is from RefSeq and is a predicted model, not a curated record. Bases 1 to 1488 code for a protein of 495 amino acids. NCBI's taxonomy places the organism in Eukaryota, Metazoa, Chordata, Actinopteri, Lampriformes, Lampridae. The transcript is spliced from 2 exons.